Astyanax mexicanus (Mexican tetra) is the source of this 9304-nucleotide messenger RNA. RefSeq names its product transportin 2a (gene tnpo2a). Lineage: Eukaryota; Metazoa; Chordata; Actinopteri; Characiformes; Acestrorhamphidae. Gene Ontology annotation, cellular component: nucleus; cytoplasm. The record is from RefSeq and is a predicted model, not a curated record. Gene Ontology annotation, molecular function: nuclear import signal receptor activity; small GTPase binding. The transcript has 31 exons. The coding region runs from base 155 to 2863 and encodes 902 amino acids. Gene Ontology annotation, biological process: protein import into nucleus.
GUCACACCCAGAACCGUCUCUGACCCUAUCAGCGCCCUCCUCCUCAGCCCGCAGCUUCACACAGAGCGCCGGCAGGCGGGCGGCGGAUUCAUACGGUCCACACACUGGUGCAUGCGUCCCUUCUGGGUCUACAGGCCUCCACACACAGGCUUUGAUGGAGUGGCAGCCAGAUGAACAGGGACUCCAGCAGGUCCUUCAGCUCCUGAAAGACUCUCAGUCCCCAAACACAGCCACACAGAGAGCUGUGCAGCAAAAACUAGAGCAACUGAACCAGUUUCCUGACUUCAACAACUAUCUCAUCUUCGUCUUGACGAGACUAAAAUCAGAGGAUGAGCCCACACGUUCACUCAGCGGGUUAAUUCUGAAAAACAAUGUGAAGGCUCACUACCAGAACUUCCCCCCAGCGGUGGCAGACUUCAUCAAGCAGGAAUGUCUGAGCAACAUCGGGGACCCAUCCCCCCUCAUUCGUGCCACCAUCGGUAUCCUGAUCACAACCAUCGCUUCAAAAGGGGAGCUGCAGACCUGGCCUGAGCUGCUCCCACAACUCUGCAACUUGCUCAACUCUGAGGAUUAUAACACCUGCGAGGGCUCAUUUGGAGCUCUGCAGAAGAUCUGUGAGGACUCCUCAGAGCUGCUAGACAGUGAUGCGCUGAACCGGCCACUAAACAUCAUGAUCCCCAAGUUCCUGCAGUUCUUCAAGCACUGUAGUCCCAAGAUCAGAUCUCAUGCCAUCGCUUGUGUGAACCAGUUCAUCAUUGGUAGAGCACAGGCGCUGAUGGACAAUAUCGAUACCUUUAUUGAGAGUCUGUUUGCGCUGGCUGCAGACGAGGACUCUGAGGUGAGGAAGAACGUGUGCCGGGCGCUGGUCAUGCUGCUGGAAGUCCGUAUCGACCGGCUCAUCCCACACAUGCACAGCAUUGUUCAGUACAUGCUGCAGCGCACGCAGGACCCAGACGAGAACGUGGCUCUAGAAGCCUGCGAGUUCUGGCUCACACUGGCUGAGCAGCCCAUCUGCAAGGAGGUGCUGUCCGGACACCUGGUUCAGCUGAUUCCUAUUCUGGUGAAUGGAAUGAAGUACUCUGAAAUCGACAUCAUCUUGCUGAAGGGUGAUGUGGAGGAAGAUGAGGCCGUUCCAGACAGCGAGCAGGACAUCAAACCCCGCUUCCACAAGUCACGCACAGUCACGCUGCAGCACGAGGGGGGCGAGGGAGAAGAGGGGGAGAAUAUUGACGAAGAUGACGACGAUGAUGACGACACUCUGUCUGACUGGAAUUUACGUAAAUGUUCAGCUGCAGCUCUGGACGUGUUGGCUAAUGUAUUCCGGGAUGAUCUACUGCCUCACCUUCUCCCACUGCUCAAGGAUCUGCUGUUCCACCCAGACUGGGUCGUAAAGGAGUCUGGCAUUCUGGUGCUCGGGGCUAUCGCUGAGGGUUGUGUUCAGGGCAUGGUUCCUUACCUGCCCGAGUUGAUUCCUCACCUGAUCCAGUGUCUGUGUGAUAAGAAAGCUCUGGUUCGCUCCAUCGCCUGCUGGACGCUGAGCCGCUACGCUCACUGGGUGGUCAGCCAGCCGCCUGACGCCUACCUCAAACCCCUCAUGACUGAGCUGCUCAAACGAAUCCUUGACGGCAACAAAAGGGUGCAGGAGGCCGCCUGCAGUGCAUUUGCAACUCUGGAGGAGGAGGCCUGUACUGAGCUGGUCCCCUACCUGGGCUUUAUUCUGGACACACUGGUCUUUGCUUUUGGGAAAUACCAGCACAAAAACCUGCUCAUCUUGUAUGACGCUAUUGGAACGCUGGCCGACUCUGUGGGCCACCAUCUCAACCAGCCUGAGUAUAUCCAGAAGCUUAUGCCUCCUCUGAUCCAGAAAUGGAAUGAGCUGAAAGAUGAGGACAAGGAUCUGUUUCCUCUGUUGGAGUGUUUGUCAUCAGUGGCCACGGCUCUGCAGAGUGGUUUCCUGCCGUAUUGUGAGCCAGUAUAUCAGCGCUGCGUCACCCUGGUGCAGAAAACUCUUGCUCAGGCGAUGAUGUAUAACCAGCACCCAGAGCAGUACGAGGCUCCUGAUAAGGACUUCAUGAUCGUGGCUCUGGACCUGCUGAGUGGGCUGGCGGAGGGUUUGGGUGGCCACGUGGAGCAGCUGGUUGCCCGCAGCAACAUCAUGACCCUGCUUUUCCAGUGCAUGCAGGACACCAUGCCGGAGGUGAGGCAGAGCUCUUUCGCUCUGCUGGGGGAUCUGACCAAAGCCUGCUUCCUCCAUGUGAAGCCCUGCAUUGCGGAGUUCAUGCCCAUCCUGGGACUCAACUUAAACCCAGAGUUCAUUUCUGUCUGCAACAACGCCACCUGGGCCAUCGGAGAGAUCUCCAUACAGAUGGGCUCAGGUGACAGCAAGCAGGGAGCAGGUGAUUGUACAGGUGUAGAGAUGGAGCCGUAUGUGGGGCUGGUACUGAACAACCUGGUGGAGAUUAUAAACAGACCCAAUACCCCCAAAACCCUGCUGGAGAACACAGCCAUUACCAUUGGUCGACUGGGAUAUGUCUGUCCUCAGGAGGUGGCACCCAUGCUGCCACAGUUUAUCAGACCUUGGUGCCAAUCACUGAGAAACAUCAGGGACAACGAGGAGAAGGAUUCUGCCUUUAGAGGCAUCUGUUUAAUGAUUGGCGUCAAUCCUGGAGGCGUAGUGCAGGACUUUAUCUUCUUCUGUGAUGCCGUGGCCUCCUGGGUGAACCCAAAAGAAGAUCUGAGGGAUAUGUUCUACAAGAUCCUGCAUGGCUUUAAGGACCAGGUGGGCGAGGAGAACUGGCAGCAGUUCUCUGAGCAGUUCCCCCCGCAGCUGAAGGAGCGGCUCUCGGCCUGCUAUGGCGUUUAGAUGCGCCCCCCCAAUUGACACAGGACACGCCUGUUAGGUCUAAUCUACGGGAGGGUUACUGGGGAACUCAUCCAUGUCUGUGUAUUGCACUGCCCUGCUGUUGGAGGGGGGAAAAGGACGGCGCGACGGUCUGUGUGUCGGGGCGGCCCCGCACCCUGUGUCUCUGUGAGGGAGGGUGGGAAGAGGGUGGGGAGGGGGUUAGGGGGAGCCAACCUCUGCAACAAACGCCGCGAUUUAGCGUCCCACGCGGUCGGAGUAGGAAUUUUAAACACGAGUAAAUAAUAAAAAAAAAAUAACUAACGGAAGCAAAAAGGGAUCUAGGCUGGGAUAGAUGGGGGAGAGGGAGGGAGAUGGGUAGGAUCGCCUCGCCAGCUGAUAACUCCACUGCUCUCCUCGGUGCUGGAGGAGAGUGCUAACGGGAGGGGGGAGGGCUGGGUAGCACGGAAAGCACCCACCAUUAGUAAGUACGCAAGUAAGAGUACAGUCUAGUCAAGCCCUGGCACCUCAGCUAGACGCCUAUAGCACACAAUGCGCGUUACGUAGACCCGCACACCUUUUUUUAGACGAGCUUAAGGCAAGUCUCUUGUUUUUUGCCUGGGCAACCUUUUUGUGUACCCUAACGCAUAAAACACAUGGGCGAACUUCUUCUACAAGUGAAUUCAAUAUCUUUAAGAGCUAUUGGUUGAACACAUCAACAGGGAUUAAUGGCUAGAGGUGAAUCACCAGAUAAUACAGCUUACAGUUCUCGGGAGAUGAGUCGAUUUCACCACCUUUUUAAUAAAUAAAUAAAUGAAAAUACGCGAUCAUUUCCUGUUCGUAAGUACAGUGCAUAUAGUCUUUACCGCUUUCAUGCCGUGUAUCGCAUCUUUCCAAGGCUGUUCAUCGUCGUUUAAUGCUCUGUACCUGGGCCGGACCUUUUUAAACUUUAAAAGUUUCAGUUCAUUCAUUUUUUUUUUUUUCUCUCAUUUGGGGGGAAAAAGUAAAAAAAAACAAAGUGCUCCACCGUGUGUCGGCCCCCUUAGCUUCGUCAUAACCAGAACAACCUUCAGGAACUGUAAUUAACUGUAGUAGUGCUGAGAGUUUUUACUUUCCUCCUGCUUGCUCAGAUAAGGGAAUGAGAAAAAAUGGUUUGCAUGAACUCCAGACCCUUGGAGAAAUCAGUGCAAUGUGCAGGUAUCGGCUUAAUUUUUUAAAUUUUGUUUCAUUUUAUUUAAUUUUUUUUAUUUCUAUUUUUUCUUUUUAGGAUCAGCAUGUAUUGCAACAGUGUUAGCAGCCUUAGCUUUAAUGAGGUCUCAUUUUCUCCCUCUUCUCUGCCUGUUUAGGACAAUUAGAUCCUGUUUACACCUGUUUUCUUAAUGCUCUCUUAAUACUUACGUAAAGGAGGGUGGCUCAAACGUCUGAUUUAAAACAGAUACAAAUCAGAUCGAUCAGUCUUGAGCAAGUUCACACUUGCAUUUGUUGCAUCUAGUUUUGCCUUACCAGAUAUAAUCCUAAUUCUCAACACAGAUGAAGUGACCAGGUGUAAACAGGGCUUUUGGAUCUUGCAGCUGUAGUACACAUUAAGCAAUGUUUCUUUUACACAUCUAGCUUUAAAAGAUUAAAAUCAAUAUAGCAAGAAAUCGCAACCCUUUUCUGUAGAGCGAAACAACAACGUGCUGCUAGUGCUUAAACAAAGUAUGUUUUAAUGAAAUUAAGGUAAGUCAGUAAGAAACCAAGUGGGUGGUUUUAAUGCACUUUCUUUUACAGAAUGUCACACUUGGACAGCAGUCCGGCAGACUUAUAAAUAUAGACUAUAUUUGUUAAGGUUCUUGGUUAAAGGCAUGUUUCACAACAAGACACUAUUAUUAUAAACAGUAAUAAACACAAUUAUUAUCAUUAAUAUUAUAAUUUUUCACCUGGUUCUAGUCGGUUUAGCUGGUAGUCCUUUAUUUCAGCGCUCGUUUGUUUUUUUUUUUGUUUUUUUUCUUCGUAAUGUAACAAAGCCAACAGAUUUGUAUGUCCGAUAUGCCACGUAUUUGUGUGUAGGUAUGCACAUUAAACUUGAUAUGUAAUUAACUUCUGUUCAAAUUUAAGAGAACAAUUUAAUAAUAAGGCUAGGAUCAGCGCUUACAGUGGUAAAUUCAUGUGUUUUACCAAGUGCAUUACAAAAUAUGGCAUUUUGAUCUUAAAAUAAGAGUAAAUAAGAGUAAAUAAAUGGGGUAAGAAAAGGUACAGCCUACAUUGUUGGUCUCCUUGUGAAGCUGUGGUAGACUUGUGUAAUUGGAAGUGUUGAUACUAAUGUUAGAAUGUAAUUCAGCCUCUUUAGGCACAAGAUGCAUGCUUGAAAAAUGUAGAGGAAAAUUCGGGUCCAGAAAGUAAAAAUGUAACUUAGAAUUUUGUUGCAAAUGUUGUUUAGACAGUUGGAGCAAAGUCCCAGGGUCUGUUUUUGUUGUCUGGACCUUGAUUACCCAUUUCUAGAGAAAUGUACACAUAUAAAGUAUUGCACUGAAUUUCUCCCCUAAUGAUUUAAUUUUAUUAAACAAAAAAUGUAAAAGGUAUAAUGUAAAAUCCCACAGUCAACACUUGCAGUUCAUUUACCAACCAUAUCUUUUUUCUUGUCUGUCUAAAUAACCUUAAAAGAGGCCUUGUAUAUAAUAGUAAAUGCACAAAGUUAAUUCCGCACACAAAGUAAUUCUGUAGCAAAUUACUCGUACCAAAUAUUACAAAUUAAUUACGUACAAAAGUAAACAAAUGUGGUGAUAAUGUUUAAAUCCCCUCUCAGCUCUGUUAAAAUGGUUUUGCCCAGUGCACCGCAAAAUAUCUGGCAUAGCUUAAAAUAAGAAUAAAUAAAUGGAAUAAGAAUAGGAACUGCCUACAUUUUUGGUCUCCCUGUGAAGCUGUGGUAAACUUGUGAACUUUUUGGAUGCGCAAGUGUUUAUGGGUCUUUAGGCACAAAAUACAUGCUUAAAAAUUGUACAGGUGGAUAAUCCGGGUCCAGAAAGUCAAAAUUCAUCUCAAAAUCCUGGAGUGAAUUUUUGUUUUCUGGACCUGGAUUACCAAUUUAUUUCUGGAGAAAUUUAAAGUAUUGCAUCGUCAAAUUCCCCAAUUUUUUAUUUUUAUUAAAAACAAAAAAUUUGAAAAGGACAAAGCCCACUGUUGACAUUUUGUUUAGUUUCUAAUAAAAUUACUUUUCCAGAGGCCUUAUAAAAGUAUCUACACACACAAACAAUUUGGCUAGUUACCAAAAUUCUGAAAUGUAACCUAGUUAAAUGUUAAAUUCUUCCAUUUUACCCAAUGCUCUCCCAAAUCUGCCGGAUCGUAAACACGAGUAAAUAAAAGUUAAGGGUUAAGAAUAGGAACUGCCUAAAUUGUUGGUCUCCUUGUGAAGCUGUGGUAGACUUGUGUAAUUUUUGGAAGUAUUGAUCAUAAUGUUUGAAUGUAAAUUAGCCUGUUUAGGCCUGAAGUACAUGCUUAAAAAAAAUGUAGUGGUAGGUAAUUUGAUUAUCAAUUUCCAGAGAAAAAUAUAAAUAAAGUAUUGCGCUAGUUUUCUUUAACAGGUCAGAUUUCCCCAGCUUUUCUUUUUUUAUUAAACAAAAAUUUAAAGUACAAAGCCCAACGUCAACACUUGCAGCUCAUUUACCAACUAACUUAACUAAAUAAUCUUAACAGAGGCCUUAACAAUAGUAACUACACAAUCAAAUUAGCUCUGCACAAAAUCGUAACUGUGGCUAAUUUUCUGUACCAAAAAAAUGAAUAAAUCAAUAAAUAAAAUAAUUAAAUAUACAUAAAUGCAGAGGCUAUCAUUGUUAAUAGCCAUAAAUAAGCAAUAGCCGUGUCUCUGCUAGCAUAGGUGUUCGUAUGUCUUUUUAAGGUACACUGUUGUGCUUUUGACUUUUUUCAUUUCCAACUUGGAAGUAAAAUUGGAGGCGGAGACUCACUGUGGUCCUUCAAAAUAAAAGCCUUGGUGUACCUUUUGAGAUUUGUCAUUUUGCUCUUUCAAUAAUAAUAAUAAUAUUAGCCUUGACAAUCUUAACUUUAGCUACUAGUUUCUACACUUUUGUAAAUCGCUCCAUCCUCAGGACUCGAGCUCUGUAAGUAAUAUAGGUAAAUGACUGUGCAAGUGUUGCUCCAUAGGCAUUUAAUAAAAAUAAAUGAAAGUGACAGGGUGGUACACAAAUUAACAUUAACAUUAAUUCCAACAUGGAGAUGUGCAGCCUUUUGUUUAUUUGCUUCACCUGUAUGAGCAGAUAUUUCUAUUCCCAUCUAUUAUUAUUAUUAUUAAGUUAUUUACAUAAUUCAUUCAGACAAGAACAUUUACGUUUUAGUUUAAUUUUUUUUUUUUUAUGUGAAGGCUGGCCAAAUUAAUGGAUUUAAAUUUUUCAAUUGUUAAAUUGUUUAAGCUCUCAAAGUUCAGGAAGUGCUGUAAACCACUAGGUGUGGAGCCAGUUUAUUAAUGUUAUUACCAAGAUUUUUUUUUUUUUUUUUUUUUUAGUAAACACUCGUUCUCCUGCAAACUAUGAUCAUUUGUCCUCAUGUUAAUAUUUUUUGGUUUGUUGUUUUUUUAUUUUAAUUUUGAUAAUGUUAUUUAUUUUUAUUCGUUUUCUUUUUGUAUUGUUUUGCGCUUUCAAGCGCAAAGAUUUUUAGACUUUAAAAGUUUAUUAUUUUCUUUUUGUUUUAAAGAAUUUUAUUUUGUUGUUUUAUAUCAACCAAUUUUGACUUAUUUUUAUUUUAUUUUUGUUUUGUUAUUUUUGUUUGUUUUAAUUUUUUUUAAUCAACCAAUUCCAGCAAAUGAUUAGGAUGGAAGGUGGGAAAUGCAUUUGAACCUGUACUGUGUACUUAGGAGAAUAUCUGCUGAAUAGUUUUUUUUUCCUCUUCCACACUGUGGUGCAAACUCAUUUAUCUCAUCACUUUCUAUUUUAAUUCUGUGAAUCGGGGAAAUAAAUUCUUUUCUACCAACCGGGAAACAAAAGCUACAGUGUGGUCUGUUUUUUAAGUGCUUGUUUCAUGUGUUUCUCUCAAUCCCAGAGAUUUUUGCUUUAUUAAUCUCUCCACAUGGUCUGUUAAACUUUUGCAUCCUUUUUAAAACGUGUGUUAACUGGAGAGAUUCAGUACAUUCAUAAUUUAUUUAUUAGUUUAAUUGUGGUUUAUUAAUACUUGAUCAUGUCAUUUUUGUAAAAUCUUUAAAAUUAGAAAAAAAUAAAGCCAGAAAAAGAAUUUGUGAGCAAUAAUUUACUCAAAAUUUAAUCUUGCGUCUGCGCCUUUUUUUUUCCGGCAUCGACAUGAGUGGUUGACUGUUCAAGUAGUUCAGUCUGUGUAGUGUUUUUAUUUUUUAUUUAUUUAUUUUUUGGUUCUAUGCUACUACAUAUGUCUUGGGUGCAUCUUAUUUAUAUCCUAAGGAUAUUCUUAUUGUAAUUCUAGAAUUUCCUCUUGUGAUUAGUAAAGUAUCUAUUUAUUUAAUUUCACAUCAUUUCUGGCUGAUGUUCUGGUCACUUUUGCAAGUGUGUGUUAAUAUUUAUUUACGUAUUUAUUUAUAAGGAUGUGGUAAGAGCACAGGGUUUAAAAGGUGUAUAAGCUUGAGUUUAACCGUUUUAACAUUUUUAGCGGUGCUGGAACCUGUUAAUGUUUUGUGUUGAGAAAAUGAGUAAGUUUCAGUAUAAAAAAAGUUAUUUUAAAAUGUAUAAAUAUUGAGCAAAACUGAUUUUACUCAAUAGCUCCAUAGGAACCCAUUUGUUUGAGGCCGACUCGGGGGCGCCCCAUGGUGGUCAAACAAACCCUGACCCGACCACCUGUUGCAGUCUGUCCUUCAGCUCCACAAAGACUGCAGAGAAACUAGUGGGUGUAGCUAGAAUGGAUAAAACUGAUUUAUAUUAUGUAUUUUAUUAUUUAUUAAUGUUAUUCGGGCCCGUAAAUAGUCUUGUGUGUGGGCUCUGUUAGUUAGCGAUAGAUAGCUGAAUAACACAGCUAGCUUACGCUAACUGAAGAGCAGGAACUGUUCGUUGGGACUGAAGUGGAGUUUGAGCGGUAUAGACAGAGCUGUAUAUGGGUCUGUACUGAACAACCUGAUGGAGCUAAGGAAUACACCAAACCCCCCAACCCAGAAAAAACACAAGUAUUGUAGGUAAACAUAAAACGAAGACCUUCAGCUAUUAACAUUUGACCAUGGUGUAGCGAGAGAGGGUAUUGAACAACCUGUUGGAGAUCAUAAACACCAAGCACCCCCUAGACUCUCCUGGAGAACACAGCCAAGACCAUCGGCCGUUAACAUUAUUUGACCUUGGUCCCAUCUAGAUGAGAGUUACUGGGGAACUGUGGAGGAGGGGGAAUAGUGUGAUUGUGUCUGUGACUGUGUAUCUCUGACUAAUUAAUUGGUCAACCCUUUGUUACUUUUUUAAAUUGUCUUUAAGCCUGUACUGUUUACAUAUCUGCUGAAUAAACAUUUUUUUUUAUCAUUUACACUUUUAA